Messenger RNA from Cololabis saira (Pacific saury), 1813 nucleotides. RefSeq names its product OTU deubiquitinase 3 (gene otud3). Gene Ontology annotation, biological process: protein deubiquitination. The record is from RefSeq and is a predicted model, not a curated record. The coding region runs from base 225 to 1298 and encodes 357 amino acids. Gene Ontology annotation, molecular function: cysteine-type deubiquitinase activity. NCBI's taxonomy places the organism in Eukaryota, Metazoa, Chordata, Actinopteri, Beloniformes, Belonidae. The transcript is spliced from 8 exons.
CGUAGACUGACGUACAUACGUAUCCGGAAAUUCGGUUGUAAACAAUAACGGCAAACUAAUCAUUACAGUCGUUUUCUGGACCGAAACAAGGUCAUAUUUUAUAUACUUCGUCAACUGGUGUCUCCUUAAGGUUUCACAUGAGUAGCAGUGUUUAAGAAAGUGCCAGCUCACUUCCAAAAGAUAGACAUUGGCGUUGUGAGCCUGAAGACACAAUUGCAGCCAACAUGUCAAGGAAACAGACAGCGAAACCUGUGCGAAGCAAUAAAAAAGGUGAAGUGGAACGCAAGAGGGAUGACCGGGCAGCACGCAGGGCCAUUGCCAAAGACCGCAAGAACCGCCCACAGGAGGGUGAUGAAGGCGCAGAGUUCGUUAGUUUCUCCAAUCAGCUCCAGGCACUGGGGCUCAAGCUGAGAGAGGUCCCUGGAGAUGGGAACUGCCUGUUCAGAGCUCUCGGUGACCAGUUGGAGGGUCACUCUCGUGGUCACCUGCGACUUCGCCAGGAGACGGUCCAGUAUAUGAUGUCUCAUCGACAAGACUUUGAACCCUUUGUUGAGGAUGAUGUUCCCUUUGCACAGCACUUGGCCAACCUUUCCCAGUCUGGGACAUUCGCUGGCAAUGACGCCAUUGUAGCUUUUGCUCGCAGUCAACAGGUGAAGGUGGUCAUCCAUCAGCUGAACACACCGCUGUGGGAGAUAAACGGUGCAGAGAAGCAGGUGUGCCGAGAGCUGCACAUUGCCUAUCGCUAUGGAGAUCAUUAUGACAGUGUGAGGCGAACUGGCGAUAACUCAGAGAGUCCUGCUCACCUCCGCAUAGAGAAUCUGCAAAGUUCACACGGCCAUCAGCGUGAGUUCGGGGACGGCCAGAGGGACAGACAGAAAAAACCUUCUCCAGCAGCUUCUGAAGAUGAAACCGUGAUCCUGAGCUCCAUCAAGAGUCGAGGAAUCCAGGGUGAUGAGGAAAACCUGCUCCAGCUUAGUGCUGCAACAAUAAAUGCUGAAUGGCUCGUUGGCUCUCUGCUCGGUGAACCCUGCCAGGGUCAGUGCGCCUCCGAAUCCUGCUCAGCCUGCAGAGCUGCAGCCUCAGACUCCAGUGAACACAACAAGCCAGCAGAGGGAAGCAAUGUUCAUAAAUCCAAGGUUUCCAACAAGCAGAGGAAAGAACAGCAGCGACAAGAGAAGAAAAAACGUCAGGAGGAGCGGCAUCGACAGAAGUUCCUCCAGAGCAAAGGCCAGGACCAGAACAAGAACCUGCCAGAGGCCGUGACGUUGGUGCCAGCGCUGAACACUCUCAGCAUAUAAACUGGGGUCUGGCCAAAGAGCCACACUGCUACUUCAGCUACCAGUAGCUACCCUCAAACGUUUUGCACAUUAAAUCAGUGAUUCUAUCACAAUGGAUAAUUUUUUCCUAAAGAAAGCCCUAUAGUUUAUUUCCAAACAGUAUAAAGGUGCCUGCGAACUUGUGUGAGUGAGAUGUAUGAAAGCUGCAGCUGCAGAGUGACGGAGCACGACUUUCAGCGUUGCUCUUGGGUUUUAAUCUGGGAUCGAUCUUUGGUUUGUAUAUGUAGAAUGUUCUCAGACCUGUUUUGUCUAUGCUUUUCAUCUAGUUUGCUAUACUAGACAUCUGUUUUUGGUUUUUGUUUCCUUUUUUUCAUGAUCAACCAUGCACAUGUCUUGUGAACUUAAGCCUUUUGGUUUGUCACAUGUUAAGUUGACGUGGCAGAUAUUCAGGUCACUCAGUUUGUGGUCAAAAACAGGAAAGCAGUUAUUGUGAAUCUCAUGUGCAGCAAGACAUAAUAAAUGAUUAGUUACUGUUA